AUGAUUGAUAUGUUAGGCGUAGCUUUGCUACUAAUGUCAGCAAUACUUGUUAUUUAGUCUGCAGUUGGAAGUUAUUUUGCCCAUAAAAAGAUUCGUAUGUUACAUGAAUCAGGUGUUGCUAUUCUACUUGGAAUGAUUCUAUCAGCAAUCUGCAAAUUUUGUUUUGACUACUCUUUAAAACUUAAUAAAUAAGUGUUUUUAUACGGAUUCCUACCAAUUAUUGUUUUUGCUGAAGGAUUUUCUUUAAAAAAGAGAUAUUUUUUUAAGAAUAUGAUGCCAAUCAUCUUAUACGGGUUAUUAGGGACAAUUAUCACAAUGGCAACUACAGCUAUUCUUAUUCAAAUAGUUACUGAGUAGGAAUUGGUUUACAUUUAAAUACCAAGUAGUAAGAAUAAUGAUUAGAAUUAAGAUUAGGAUCCAGAUUAAGAUGAUUAUAAUAGCUUAUCUUAUCCAAUUUAGUUUGCCCCUAAAGAAAUUCUGCUUUUUGCAUCAGCCUUUAGUUCCAAAGAUAGCUUUAUGGCUAGUACUAUGGUAGAUCAUCAUAGUUUCCCUAGGAUUUUCCACAUAAUAUUUGGCGAAGGUAUUGUAAAUGACGCCACAGCUCUACUUUUGUUUGAUAGCUUUGAAUAAUUAGUAGAUGAAGAAAAAACAAUACAAUGGAAUAUACUUCCAAAUAUUCUUUUGAAUUUCAUAAAAAGUCUUGUCAUUAGUCUUUCUGUAGGAAUUAGCUUUGGCGUUUUAUGCAGUCUGAUUUUGAAGUACUUGACGUUUAUUUAGAAAACAGUAAUACAUGAAGCUCUAAUAAUAUUUUUUUGCUCUUUUUGCAGUUACUCAUUAAUAGAAUCUAUGCAUUUAUCUGGUGUGGUUUCUCUAUUGUUUUGUGGUAUUGUUUGUGGACACUUUGCUUUUUAUAAUUUAUCUGAGAAAGGAAUGAUUUGCUGUAAUUAUACUUUUCAUAUUAUAUCUAGUGGAGCAGAAAAUUGCUUAUUUGCUUACAUUGGCUUUACGACAUUUAAUACAUAUGAUUAUGCUUGGAGCUUUUCUUUUAUAGGAUUUGUUUUAGUUUUUCUUUUAACUUCCCGUAUUUUAAGUGUAUUUAUGACAAGUUUAAUAACUGAUCUAAUUUUGAGAUGCUUUGGUAAAAGAUACGAUGUGAGCUUUAGAGAUCAGAUUGUGCUUGCCCUCACAGGCAUGAGCAGAGGAGUAUUAGGAUAUAUCCUGGUUCAAAGAUUAGAUACAUACAAUACUUAAGAUGAUUUUUAUUUGGUUUUGCAAUCUACAAUUGUAGCUAUCAUUGUUUUAACUACUUUUUUGUUUGGACUUAUAACACCCAAAAUAGUUGACUGCUGCCUUGUCACACCUGAUCCAUUUAGGAAUUCAAAUUCACUUUUUAUGAAUAAUUAACCAAUAAAAACAUAAGAAAAUCGGUAGGAUAGUAAAGCUUAGCAUGAUGAAGAAUCAGAUUGUGAGAAGGGAUAAAAUAAUGUUUAGUAAAAAGAGAUUGAAAUAAAUUAAUAAUCAUAGAAAGAUAUUUUUAAAAAACAAAUGAAAGAAUACUUGUUGACUAAGAAACCAAUUGACCAAAGUGCAGUUAACAAAAGUUAUUCUUUAAAAUUUCGUUAAUUUUAUAUUUUAAAAAUUAAACCAUUUUUGAUCAGAGACUUCUUUGAGAGAUAUCCCAUUUUAUAGUAAUGCAAAAUUUAUUUUAAGAAUGAUAAAUUUGAUAUUCGUCGUCCUGAAGCAUAAGCUUUAGAUUAAAUUUUAUUGCACAAGUCUAUAGAAUAAAGAGUUGCUACUUUUUAGUCAAAUAGCAUUAAUGAAAGUCCGAAAAGCUCAAUAGUUAUGAAUAUCGAAUAAAGUCAAGAAGAAAAUGAAAUAAAUUAAAUAGAAUCUAUCAUUAUUGAAUCAUUCAAGGAGUAACAAAGUUUAAAAGAAAAAUAAAAUUGA
Messenger RNA from Tetrahymena thermophila SB210, 1947 nucleotides. Its product is annotated as transporter, monovalent cation:proton antiporter-2 (CPA2) family protein. NCBI's taxonomy places the organism in Eukaryota, Ciliophora, Oligohymenophorea, Hymenostomatida, Tetrahymenidae. Gene Ontology annotation, cellular component: membrane. The record is from RefSeq and is a predicted model, not a curated record. Gene Ontology annotation, biological process: proton transmembrane transport. The transcript has 2 exons. Gene Ontology annotation, molecular function: sodium:proton antiporter activity.